Lodderomyces pseudojiufengensis is the source of this 3345-nucleotide messenger RNA. It is a transcript of the gene MAK21, whose product is annotated as RNA-binding ribosome biosynthesis protein. The coding region runs from base 1 to 3345 and encodes 1114 amino acids. The record is from RefSeq and is a predicted model, not a curated record. NCBI's taxonomy places the organism in Eukaryota, Fungi, Ascomycota, Pichiomycetes, Serinales, Debaryomycetaceae. Gene Ontology annotation, cellular component: nucleus. The transcript has a single exon.
AUGAGUUCGAUCUUAAAUUUAUCAGGGUUGAAAGAUAAGAUUACAAAUAAACUAAGUCAACAGAAACCAAACAAAAAGGAGAAAAAACAAGAACAACAAAAAAUUAAAAAACAACAAGAACCAAGUAAAGAUCAAUCAACCAUUACCAAAACCAAUAACUCUAAAUCUAAAUCAAAAUCAAAUAAAGAUUCCAUAACAAUAUCAAAAAACAAUCGAAAACAAAAUAAAGUAACUGAUGAAAUACUACGUCGAGAAGCAUUAGAAUUGGGUGCUACAGAAGAAGAUUUAAAAUUAUUAGAAGAUUUAGAUGAAAAUGAUGAUGAUCAAAGUGAAAUUGAAAUAAAUGAUGAUGAUGAGACAAAUUCUAAAGUUGAUUCUUCUCUUAAUGGUGAUUUGAGUAAGUUUAUGAAAGAUAUUGGAUUGGGUAAUGGAGAAGCAGUAAUAGUGGAUGAAGAAGAAUUAGAAGAUGAAGAUGAAGUAGAUGGAGAAGAAGUAGCUGAAGAAGAGGCUGAGGAAGAAAUUGAUGCAAAUGAGGAAGAAGAAUACACAUCAUUCUCAGAAUCAGAUGAAGAAUUAGAGGAUGAGGAGGAAGAAGAAGAAGAAGAAGAAGAAGAAGUACCUGACCUUGUAUACGACAAUCCCUCAAACACAAACAAUAAAGAUGAUGAAGUAAUAGUAAAAGAAGCUAAAAUCGAAAAAGACAAACCUAAAAAACCAACGAUAUCAUCAAAUGAAGAUGAAAUAACUGAUUUUACAACAGUAUCAAGUGAUAAAUUAAUAGUUCCUAAUCAAUUAGAAUGGUAUAAUAUAUAUCAAAUACCAUCAGAACAACCACCAAAAUUAGAUAGAUUUGCAAGAGAAAGAUUAUUGGAAAAAGCUACUUCAACAUUAGAUAAAGAUAACAAGACUUAUUUAAAAGAAUUUUCAUCAGAUUCUUCACAAAGAAAAUUUUUAUCACAAAUUUUAAGUGAUGGUACUUUAAAUGAUAAAAUUUCUGCAUUAACUUUAUUAAUUCAAGAAGCUCCUUUACAUAAUUUAAAAGCUUUAGAUACCUUGGUUGGAUAUUGUGAUAAAAAAUCAAGAAAUGCUGCAUUACAAUCUAUUAAUGCAUUUAAAGAUUUAUUAUUAAAUGGUUUAUUACCUGAUAGAAAAUUAUUAGCAUUUGAUAAACAACCUUUAACAAAAGAUGCGCAGGAUGGUCAAUUAGCAGUAUAUUUAUUUGAAGAUCAUUUAAAAAAGGCAUAUUUUAAAUUAAUUGUUAUAUUAGAAAAAUUAUUACAAGAUCCAAUUGUUCAUGUUAGAAUGAAUGCAUUAAAUCAUGUAUUUGAUUUAUUAAAAUCAAAACCUGAACAAGAAGUUAAUCUUUUAAAAUUAGGUGUAAAUAAAUUAGGUGAUACUGAUAAUAAAGUUUCUGCAAAAGCAUCAUAUUUAAUAUUACAAUUAGAACAAGAACAUCCAGCAAUGAAAAAAAUUAUAACUGAUUCUGUAAUUGAUGUAAUUUUCAAAAGUAAUAAUGAUGAUCAUUCAAAAUAUUAUGGAGUUUUAACAUUAAAUCAAACAAUUAUAACAAGAAAAGAAGAAGAAUUAGCUAAUUCAUUAGUUAAAACUUAUUUUGCAUUAUUUGAAAAAGUAUUAAUUGAAUCAAAUACAUUAAUUAAAGAAGAAUUAAAAGAUAAAACUAUAGGAGAAAGUGAAAAAGGUAGAAAAAAUAAUAGAAAAAAUUUUAAAAAGGGUAAAAAAGGUGGUAAAUCAAUAAAAAAACAAGAUAAAUCAGAUCAAGAAAUUAUUGAAGAAAAAAAUUCAAAAAUGUUUUCUGCUUUAUUAACUGGUUUAAAUCGUUCUUUUCCAUUCUCAAAUUUACCAAAUGAAAUUUUUCAACAACAUUUAAAUACAUUAUUUAAAAUUACUCAUAGUUCAAAUUUUAAUACUGCUAUACAAGCAUUAAUUUUAAUCAAUCAUAUUGUAACUCAACAAAAUUUGAAUUCAGAUAGAUAUUAUAAAACAUUAUAUGAAUCAUUAUUAGAUUCAAGAUUAGUUAUGACUUCAAAACAAGGUAUAUAUUUAAAUUUAUUAUAUAAAUCUUUAAAAAAUGAUAAAUCAAAUAUUCCAAGAAUUUUAGCUUUUGUUAAAAGAAUUUUACAAGUUAUUGCUCAUUGGUUAAAUAUUGGUGCUAUUGCUGGUAUGUUAUAUUUAUUAAAUGAAUUAUCAAAAACUAUACCUGAAAUUAGUGAUUUAUUAAUUGAUAUAAAUUCAAGACCUGAUGAAAUUGAUAAAACAACUGUUGAAUCAGAAACUAAAACUAUUGAAAACACAGACUCCACCAUCACAACACUUAAAGAAGAAGAAGAAUAUGAUCCUAAGAAGAGAGAUCCAAAAUUUGCAAAUGCAAAUAAAUCAUCAUUAUGGGAAAUUAAUUUAUUUUUAGAACACUAUCAUCCAACUGUAGAAAUAUAUGCACAAUCAUUUAUAGACAACGACAACACUUCACAACAACAACAAAAACCAGAUUUAGGAUUAUAUACCUUAUCACAUUUUCUUGAUAGAUUUGUUUAUAAAAAUGCUAAAUUAAAACCACAAAUAAAAGGUUCAUCAAUUAUGCAACCAUUAGGUGGUAUUCAUACAGGAAAUUUAUUAGUUAAAUCAACAAAUUUUUUAAAUAAAGAUUUACCAGUAAAUACAGAAAAUUGGGUUAAUAAAAAUAUAAAUGAUAUAAAAGCUGAUGAAAAAUUUUUUCAUCAAUAUUUUACAACAAAAGUUAAUAAAUUAAAAAAUAAGAAGGAAACUGGUGAGAUUGAUGAAGACGUUGACAUAGAUGAUGAUCAAGAAGAAGAUGAAAAUGGAAUGGGUGAUGAUGAAGUAUGGAAUGCUCUUGUUAAAUCUAGACCAGAUGUUGAAGAUGAUUUAUCAGAUGGAGGAUUUUCAGAUUUUGAUGAAGAUGAUUUUUCAGAUUUAGAUGAUGAUGAUGAAGAAGUAAAAGAUGAAGAUGAAGAUGAUGAAUUUGAUGAUGGUGAAGGUCCUUUACAAUCAGAAGAAAUCAAUGAAUUCGAUAUGCCAUUAGGUGGAGAAGAUGCAAAUGAUGAUGAAAUAGAUGAAGAUGAUGAAGAUGACGAAGAACUUGACAUAUUUAAUAUAAAUGAAGAUGAUGAAUUGUCAGAUUCAGAAUUUGAAGCAGAAGAAAUAGAUGAAGAUGAUGAAGAAGAAAUAAAGAAAACAGAUAAAAAUCAACCCACCAAAAGUAAAAAACGUUCAAAUCCUGAUGAUAAUUCAAAUAAUAAUAAGAAAAAAACAAAAAGACAAAGAAUUAAAGAUUUACCAUUAUUUGCACCAGCAGAAGAUUAUGAAUAA